AUGGCCACCGAACUCACUGUCCAGUCGGAGCGCGCUUUCCAGAAGCAGCCUCACAUCUUCCUUAACCACAAGGUCGGCGGACCGCGCAAGAACACCCGCUCCAGGAGAUGGUACAAGGACGUUGGUCUGGGCUUCCGUACGCCCAAGACCGCCAUUGAGGGUACCUACAUCGACAAGAAGUGCCCUUUCACCGGCAUGGUCUCCAUCCGUGGCCGUAUCCUUACCGGCACCGUUAUGUCCACCAAGAUGCACCGCACCUUGAUCAUCCGCCGUGAAUACCUCCACUUCAUUCCCAAGUACUCCCGUUACGAGAAGCGCCACAAGAACCUCGCCGCUCACGUCUCGCCCGCUUUCCGUGUCGAGCCCGGUGACCAGGUCGUCGUUGGCCAGUGCAGGCCCCUCUCCAAGACCGUCCGCUUCAACGUCCUCCGUAUCCUCCCCCGAAAGGGAAAGGCUGCUAAGCAGUUCAACAAAUUCUAG
Molecule: messenger RNA, 480 nt
Organism: Bipolaris sorokiniana ND90Pr
Lineage: Eukaryota; Fungi; Ascomycota; Dothideomycetes; Pleosporales; Pleosporaceae
Exons: 4
Coding region: 1-480 (159 amino acids)
Biological process (GO): translation
Cellular component (GO): cytosolic small ribosomal subunit; ribosome
Molecular function (GO): structural constituent of ribosome
Source: RefSeq, a predicted model, not a curated record